Messenger RNA from Trypanosoma conorhini, 1074 nucleotides. RefSeq lists its product as uncharacterized. The record is from RefSeq and is a predicted model, not a curated record. The transcript has a single exon. NCBI's taxonomy places the organism in Eukaryota, Euglenozoa, Kinetoplastea, Trypanosomatida, Trypanosomatidae. The annotation marks the transcript as partial.
CGCACCGGUGUGGAGUACGGGCAUCUUCACCUCCAUACGCUGCCGCAGGGCGCAAAAACCGAGGAGGCCACAGAGUCACAGCAGGACCCGACACCCAGUGCCGGCGCCUCGUCAGCGAUCGCGCGGCUCCGAAAACGGUCCCGCCGCCGCAUGCAGGGGAGUUGUUCUGGCGCAGUGCCGCACAGGCGCCUCGUCUCACUUGGGUCGGCCGCACCGCAUCGCCACGCAGUCAACAGAACCCCCAGAGUGUCGAUGGUGGCGGCCGCCCCGAAAGUGGAGGACCCCCUCCUCAGGGAAGCCCUCCCUCUCGCAUGCUGGUUUUUCCACGGGCAGCCCGAGUGGAGCAGACACUGUUUUGCCCGGUCUGCUUCGAGGUCUGUGUGCAAGGCUGCCGCGGUCAUCUGCACUAAAACGCACGUGAUUAGUCACCAUGGCCUCGGCAACGCGCGGGCCCUAAGGGCAGCUAAAGGACCCCUGACGGCCGCGCCCUUCAGACGCGUGGUCGUCUGCAAGAAAUGCGGCUUUACAACAGCGGAUAGAGAAGCGUUUUGGGAGCACAUGACGCCAAAGCACGCGAUAGGCCCGCCCCCGAGUGUGAACGAGGCCCGAGGGGCUCUCGCGGCGCCGCGUCCAACACGCGGGCCGCCUUUACGCGCGGGCGUGCACCACCGCGUCCUCCAAUUUCGUUGUCCAAUUUGCGGCGAGCGUUGCCGGAUGCAGGGCCGCCUUAGCCGGCGCAAAUGCCCACAGCUACGCCAGCGCGCCGCGAGUGUCCUCGGAUGGCCGCCUUGCGUGGGCGCCAAACGCUGUCGUCUCCAGAAUCUGUGCUGUCCAAACGCGCGCGCGUUCAAAAACUUCAGCCAUACGGCCCCUUGCCGGGCAUUCCCCCCGCACCGCGACUACGAAGUACCCCAACUUGCGGCGCGAGCGAUGGCCCGGGGCGCCUCAAACGCCCCCGUUGCCGCAGGCCGAACGUGUCAGGUGGGUGGUUCGUCGCGUGGGGGCGGCGCGCCCCGCCGAAGCAAACCCUCUGCCCCCGGGCCGCGCGCAGUCAGCGGCCGCCGCCCCCGGUAG